This is a messenger RNA of Salvelinus namaycush (lake trout), 2766 nucleotides long. Its product is annotated as zinc finger protein ZFPM2-like. Gene Ontology annotation, molecular function: RNA polymerase II-specific DNA-binding transcription factor binding. Gene Ontology annotation, biological process: negative regulation of transcription by RNA polymerase II; cell differentiation; heart development. Gene Ontology annotation, cellular component: nucleus. Lineage: Eukaryota; Metazoa; Chordata; Actinopteri; Salmoniformes; Salmonidae. Bases 1 to 2766 code for a protein of 921 amino acids. The transcript has 7 exons. The record is from RefSeq and is a predicted model, not a curated record.
AUGCGCACUGUGUCUCCAGUGCGCACUUACAGCCUGGUGCGCUCUGUGCUAGCUCCCCGCAUCAGAAAGUCUGUGCUAGAGUGGGCAUUCAGCCAGGACGAAGUGUGUCGGCUCAGCGCUCCUGGAGAGCUGGAGAUUCUCUAUGACGGUACAGAGCGGCGGACACGUUUUCGCCAGGCACUCCCUGUGGGCACCACAUGGGGUCCUUUCGAGGGGAAGAUCGAAAUGACCACAGCAGGAAGUGACAUGCCUGUCCCCGUGGUUCUGACUGGCGGUCCCAGGUGGCUUCAGGAUGUGACCUGGCUGGCAGCAGAAGAUGGCAAGAGCAAUUGUGUUGUGUACAGCAUAGGUGGACAACUUUGGUGCACUACAACCAAACCCAUCAUGGAAGGAGAGGAGUUAGCUGUGUUUGCUGUGGACUUCUACUCCCGUCUCCAGGCAGUCAACCAGGCAGCUCUCUCUGAGAGGAUAAACCCAGCCAGAUUACUGGACUCCAUCCGACUAUUGCCCCAACAGGCCUACAUGGCCUCCAUACUUCCCAACGCUAUGGUUAACAGUAAGAAGAAAGACGAGGUCAGUACAGGCGGCACAAUGAAAUGCACAGAGUUUGACCACACAGCGGACUCUCUCCCCAGCCUCCAGAAGCACAUUCUCUCCCACUUGUCUCAGACAGGCUACCGGUGCUCCCACUGCCACUUCAGCUUCACCUCCCCUAGGGAACUGGACAAGCACCACGAGAUCCACAGACACAGUUUCUCUUACAGUGUCAAAUUGGAGCCCUCUAGCCCUCGCCAGGCAUCCUCGUCCAUCCAGAACAACAUGGUCCCCGCUGCUUUCCCCAUGGGGCUGUUCUUAUCCCAUUUCCCCUACUCACAGGACUUACGAGCUGCCCCCCAGGCCUCGGAGAUCCUGGCUAAGAUGUCUGAGUUGGUCCACCAUAGACUGAGGCAUGUAGGUACUAACCACUACCCCGCUCAUGUCAUGUACAGCACCCUUGUCCCCAAAGGGGCCAUGUGUUUCGAAUGCAACAUCACUUUCGGGAACUUGGACAACUACUUAAUUCAUAAAAAGCACUACUGUAAUAGUGGUUGGCAACAUGUGGCUAAGCCACAUGAUUACACCAGUGUCCUGGACAAAGUGACUGACACAGGGAGCCCUAAAAGUGGGGGAUUGGGUGGGUUGGGCAGCCUGAACAUGAGUCAGGGUCAUCUAUCUGACCCCAACAGUCAUCUCACUUCCCCGUGCCUGAACCUGUCAGGACUAGACCUGUUCACCAUUGGGGAGGGGAAGGCACAGGUACAGGCUGAGCUCCCAGGUACUGUGAAGAACCCUUCCAUCCCCACCAGAACAGAUGACAACCCCUCCAUACAGGCAGACGUGACAAGUCCCAAAGCAUCUCAAACGCCUAAGACAGAAAUCUUAGACCCUAACAAGACAACGUGCGAGCCCUGUAAGAUCACCUUCAGUCGUACAGAGACCUAUAUGGUUCACAAGCAGUAUUACUGCGCCACGCGACAUGACCCACUCAUGAAACGAGCGCAAAGCAACAAACUGCCUGCCACCCAGAGAACGGUGCGUUCACGGAAACGGAAGAAGAACUUCAAAAUGAACAUUCCCAACCACGAACAACAGAGGUCUUCCAUGAAUCACCAUCCACAUUACUUUGGGAUAGCAUCCACUGGAGGACCAGGCAUGUGCCAAGACCCAAGGGAGAUAUUCGGUAAACAGUUUCACCCCAGAUACAACAUGUUCCUUGGCAUGGUUCCUAAGCAUCCAGAGGCUAAUCUCCCUUUCACUAAAUCAGCUCUGAUAUCUAAGUGCAACGCCAUAGCACAAGAUGAACUGGAUAACGCUAUUGAUCUCAGUAAAACGUGUUCAUCAUCAAGCCCUGGUAAAUUAUAUACCACCCAUAAAAGACUCAUGGACUAUCACGAGUGCACAGUGUGCAAGAUCAGCUUCAACAAAGUGGAAGACUACCUUGCACACAAACGGAGCUCUUGCCCAGUCACUGCUCCAGAUCGCAAAACAUCUGCGGUCGUAAAAAGAGGAGGGUUUAACAACCCAGUAGAUGACAAUGAUACAAACUUGGGUAAAAGUGUUACCAAUGGAGCCAACGAGGUGUUCUUGCAAAUAGGUAGCACUAACGGGGAUCAGCUUGCUGUCAUCAAAGAGGAAAGCACGGAUGAGUUUCUGUCCCAAGAAUUUAGCCCUCUUUUAUUUAAAAAAAUGAGACUUGACGAACAUAUUUCAACCUUUUAUAGAAUCAAGCCUGCCGACUACACCACAGGUACAGUGGUGAUGCAGAGAGAGGUCAGCGAGCUGAGACAAAGCCCCAAUGAAGGGAGUGAGGUGAAAAAAGAUCAGCCUAUGCCUGAUGGCUACCAGGAAACACAAGGUGUUUUGCCUCAAAAUGGCCCCCAGGAGCCUGAGGACAUGGUCAUAGACACAGAGAACACACUCCAAGAACACAAGCUUGUGAACUCCCAUCUCCCAGACAGCCACGUAUCAUCCUUGUCAGAUUCAGAGAGUCCUGUCAGUGUCAACUCCAAGAAGAGCACUUCCUCAUCCUUAUCCUCCCCAGCAAAAUCUAAGACAGAGGAUGUACUACCUUCCUGUGUGAAAAGAGGCCUUAACGGCUCCAUCCAGGCAACAAAGUGUAGUGUCAAAUACUGCCGCCCCUGCGACAUCCAGUUCAACAACCUGUCCAACUUCAUAACACACAAGAAGUUCUACUGCUCGUCACACACCGCCGAGCACGUCAAAUGA